AUGUCGAGCUCGUCUCUGGAGUCAACAGCAUUGGACGCUGGGACUAAUCUCGAAGUGCCGGAAGAAAAUCAUGCACACGGAUUAGAAAUAAAUGACGCGUUUUCAACAGACGAAGAUUUGGAGACCGAUGUAAUCGACCUGCCUAAAAUUGUCAGUGCAGUUCGAUCUUCAAACGAAUUAGGCAGAAAAGAUUCAGAGGCUCUGCCCUCAACUGUGAGGAGGGAUCCGUCUGACCUAACCACACGGGUGAGGCGGGGCUCUCUUCCAUCUCUAAGGGUAGUCACGUCCGACUCGCCCACUGCGGAACGAGACAGAUUCGAGAAUGUAUCACUAUCGCCUCCUCCUUCCCCUUUUUCAACUGCAGGUUUAUCUCCAAAUCAGGUGCCUAUUCCGGUGUCUCCGACAUCUCCGAUCUCUUCUGGGAGCCACGGGUCGCCGAAAUCGUCCCACAACCAACAGGGGCCGAUCCUCCGAAGUGUCUCCCCGAAACCAACGUAUCUUUCCCCAUCUUCAACUAUCCCCACCCCGCCUUCAGUGGACCCUGUUUCGCCUGCAUCUCCCUCUUUGAAUUCUAACUUCUCCCGCCCUUCGAGCUCUAUAGCAGGCCCAAGUACGCUCGAGAAAGUGGUUAGCAAAACGCGUCCCAGCCACCUCCCCCCGAAACAGCGGGAAGAGGACCUGAAACACAUGAGGGUCUGGGAAGAGAUGAUGAAGCGCAGCCGAGAGGCGGAGGCGCAGAAGGAACAAAUACAGCAGGAACGAAGAGCUUCUAAAGAAGUCGCGAUGGCAGAUGCUAUUGGAAUAUGGGAACGCGAGAUCAUCCCUGAUUGGAGAGCCGCUGUGAGAAAAACAGAGCUGAGGAGACUCUGGUGGAGCGGCAUACCUACAAAGCUGCGGGGUAAAUUGUGGUUCCAAGUUGUCGGCAAUGGACUCGCGCUUAGCAAAGAUGCGUUCCGGACCUGCAGAUCCCGAGCUCAGCGAGCAAUUGCCUCAAAAGUUUUCCCUCCGGACGUUAUGGAGCAAAUUGAGCAGGACAUAGUGAAAACACUUCCAACCCUCCAUAUAUUCCACCCAGAUCAUGGUCCAAUGUACCAAGACCUGAAGGAAUUGAUGUGUUCGUGGGUAGUAGCUCGUUCCGAUGAAGGGCUCGGCUAUGUGAAAGGAGCGUCCCAGAUUGGGGCAAUGCUUCUCCUAAAUCUUCCACUUGACCAGGCGUUUAUCACCAUGAGGAAUUUAAUCGAACGGCAUUGUCUCCGAUCUUUUUUCGGUGGGGAGGGAUCCGAUGAUGAUCUUGAAGCUUACUACAGGAUAUUUGACACACUAUUGGCUGAUGGUAUGCCCAAAGUGUACUUCAACUUCAAGCAGCAUCAUAUUUCGCCCUCAUUAUAUCUUCCUGAGUGGAUUAGGCCCCUUUUCCUGAACCAUCUCCCAUUCGAAGCAUGUGCAAGAAUAUGGGAUGUUAUCAUUUUAGAAGGGGAUUCAUUUAUGUUUCGAAUGGCGAUUGCGGUUCUGGGAGUAUUGGAAUCUCGACUGUUUUUCCCAGACAGAAAAGAGUUGCUGGAUGUCCUCCGUGGAGAAAACAAGGCAGCUUUGGAAAUCGCGAAACGGACGGGGGUUGCCAUUGAUCAUAGUGCGAGAUACGAGCAGUAUGGCAUGUCAGAGGAAGUAUUAUGGGCACGUGUCUCAGAAAUGGACGAAUGGUGGAGGGAAACUACGUGGCUAAGAUUGAUUCAACGAGAAUUGCCAGAUUUAUGACCAAUAUCGGUGACCUUUCUAGUUUCUCAUUAUUACCCCCUGAGAUAAUGCAGGGACAUUGGUGGCCGAACCAUGCUCUUUGUGGCCGGACCCGCUCUUCCAGACAAUCUUCCAAUGAAAGAUUUAAUCAGUGUGCAGAUCCCGGUAGUCUGGGAGUUUGCAGAGCUCACUUGAAGCAUGCAACGCGCGCGGGAAACGCCGCCGAGAAAAUCGCACUCUUGGCUGAUAAACCAAAUUAUG
Messenger RNA from Cantharellus anzutake, 1995 nucleotides. RefSeq names its product rab-GTPase-TBC domain-containing protein. NCBI's taxonomy places the organism in Eukaryota, Fungi, Basidiomycota, Agaricomycetes, Cantharellales, Hydnaceae. The record is from RefSeq and is a predicted model, not a curated record. Bases 1 to 1755 code for a protein of 584 amino acids. The transcript is spliced from 8 exons.